This is a messenger RNA of Lolium perenne, 1194 nucleotides long. Its product is annotated as protein YABBY 5. Gene Ontology annotation, biological process: multicellular organism development; polarity specification of adaxial/abaxial axis; fruit development. Gene Ontology annotation, cellular component: nucleus. Lineage: Eukaryota; Viridiplantae; Streptophyta; Magnoliopsida; Poales; Poaceae. The record is from RefSeq and is a predicted model, not a curated record.
UCCUCCCACUCCCCACCAGGGCAGGCCACCACUCUCUCCUGCUCAUACCAUCAAACCAACACGCGCGCUCGCAGGUGGUGGGGUGAUAGAGACCAAGUACUGUGCUUCCUUCCACCAUGAUGUCGCCCGCCGAGUCCGAGACCAGCUGCUUCUUCCUCCCGGACCACCACGGGGAGGAGCAGCAGCAGCAGCCCUUCACCGAGCAGGAGCAGCUCUGCUACGUUCACUGCAACUUCUGCGACACCAUCCUCGUGGUCGGCGUGCCGUGCAGCAGCCUCUACACCACCGUCGCCGUCCGGUGCGGCCACUGCGCCAACCUGCUGUCCGUCAACCUCCGGAACCUCCUGCUCCCGCCUGCCCCCAACCAGCUCCCCUUCGGCCACCCGCCGCUCCUCUCCCCGACCUCGCCGGCAUCACCUCACAGCCUCCUCGACGAGAUGUCGUCGUUCCAAGCGCCCUCCAGCCUGCUCACCGACCAGCCCAGCCCCAACGUCAGCAGCAUCACCAGCAGCAGCAACAACUGCGCCGUCAACACGCAGGCCAUGUCCUCCAUGAUGCCGCCGCCCAAGAAGCCCGCGCAGAGGGAGCCGCAGCAGCGGAGGAGCGUCUCAUCAUCGGCGGCCAAGAAUCCAGAGAAGCGUCAGAGAGUUCCAUCCGCGUACAACAGAUUCAUCAAAGACGAGAUACAGCGUAUCAAGGCCAACAAUCCAGACAUCACCCACAGGGAAGCUUUCAGCGCAGCUGCCAAGAAUUGGGCUCAUUUCCCGCACAUCCACUUCGGUCUGAUGCCCGACCAGGGCCUGAGGAAGACCGGCAUCCAAAUCCAGGACGGACCUGGCGGGGACUGCAUGUUCUUCAAGGACGGUCUCUACGCAGCGGCCGCCGCCGCAGCGGCAUCUAGCAUGGGCGUCACUCCCUUUUAACGUCCGCCAUAAAAUAUAAUUCCUUUGAUUUAGAUUCUAGCUAGGAUGCUGUAGGAUCAUGAGAUCAUGAGAUGUAUUGUAUCUACUAUUACUCUUCUAGCUUUCCUUGUUUCUUCCUGUCUUAAUUUGUUCCUUCGCUAGCUGGUCAUAUUCGCUUUGUCAGCCAAGGAGGUCGCUGCGUUUAGCGCGUCUUAUCUCAUGGACAAAAUUCUAGUUGGCGCACAUCAUCGGUUUAGUUGGCUAAGUAAUCAUAAUUGCUAUAUUUGGCUUU